Molecule: messenger RNA, 1185 nt
Organism: Haliotis rufescens (red abalone)
Lineage: Eukaryota; Metazoa; Mollusca; Gastropoda; Lepetellida; Haliotidae
Exons: 3
Coding region: 181-681 (166 amino acids)
Source: RefSeq, a predicted model, not a curated record
UCGUGUGAAGCAAUUAAUGACUGUCCAGGUAACACUCCCACGUUCAGUGAGCAACCGAGGCAUCUCCUGCAUCAUCUCACCCUGCAUCUGAUGGUGGGAGUCUGGCACUAUAACAUGCAGGACGCGGUUCAGUGGGACAAUGUAUCGCCGCGCUGACCACUGACGGACGCAGGGGGAACGAUGUGGGGGUCGAGUGACGGAGGAUACGGUCUGCUACUCCUGUGGCUGUUUGGACUGGGAGGGACUACCGGUCUCAGCUGUUACUCGUGUUCCGGUUCCGGCCCAAACACGUCGUGCGAACAUGAUGUGAAGGCGAUGAUGACGUCUAGGGUCAACUACGGCGGCGUCUACAGCAAGGACUGCGACCUUGAGAUCAACCAGACCAUGUGCGUCCUCGAGACGACGACUACAGAUGGUGAAUUGAAGACUAUUAUCCGCGGAUGCAGCAACGGCUACAUCUUUUCCUACACGGACAUCAAGUUGUUCUCCGGCCUCAGUCCCACCAACCAGACCACGUGCGCCGUCAACAUGGGGCUGAUCGUGUGUUUGACGCUGUGUCAACAGAGCUAUUGCAACGGUCCUCAACACUUCGAGCCCUCAACGACGGCGGACAUAACGACUACUCACAUCGUGUUGCGGAUUGUUGUGAUUAUUGUGUGCAUGUACGGCAACAUUCUCUGAGUUGGGCUACAUUCACGAUAUGUUAUCCACAAUAUAUACCCCAAGGGGCGGGGAAUAAAAAAUCUCGGGAUUACGUGUGGAGGUGGUCAGUAUUAUCUGGAACGCCACAGGUCCAGCAUCCGAGUCAGGUUUAUGACCACUGAUGAGGCAGACGCGAGACGUCGAGUCACGUGAUCCAUGACGUGACCAGCACCUGCGCAAUGUUCUGACGCCAGUCAAACUGGGCAACUCGCCAACAAACUAGUGUCCGGGUAUUUUCGGUUUAUCAUACCUACGAAUGUUUCCCAGUGUGUGUUUACAGAUAUCUUUUCCUGGGUGUGUCUGUUAAUCACGAUGUUGAUGAUCAUCGGUGCUAGCCAAAGUCCUGUUUUGGAAUUGUGAUCAUGUUUAAGCAAAUGACAUUGAAUCUGUUUACACCUGUACAUAAUUUCAAACUGUGAGUGAGUGAGUGAAUAUAGGUUUACACCGUUUUUAGCAAUAUUCCAGCAAUAUCAUGGCAGGGGA